Aspergillus bombycis is the source of this 723-nucleotide messenger RNA. RefSeq names its product UbiX family flavin prenyltransferase. Bases 1 to 723 code for a protein of 240 amino acids. NCBI's taxonomy places the organism in Eukaryota, Fungi, Ascomycota, Eurotiomycetes, Eurotiales, Aspergillaceae. The record is from RefSeq and is a predicted model, not a curated record. The transcript has a single exon. Gene Ontology annotation, molecular function: carboxy-lyase activity.
AUGCUAUCCUCUCUCCUUCCUUCUGGCACCAAUACGCCAAACUCCGGCCGUCAUAGCCCUGACAACGCAUCCGAAACCCAAUCAACCACACAGUCCGCACCAGUCGAGCACACUCCUACCCCAAUGCCUCCGGUACCAACCGGCGGUCGACGCAAGCGAAUCGUGGUAGCCAUGACCGGAGCCACAGGAUCGAUUCUCGGAAUCAAAGUUCUCAUCGCCCUCCGCCGACUCAAUAUCGAAACCCACCUCGUCAUCAGCAAAUGGGCCGAGGCAACCAUAAAAUACGAAACAGACUAUCAUCCCCGAAACGUGCGCGCUCUGGCAGACUAUGUCCACAAUAUCAAUGACAUGGCCGCGCCCGUAUCCAGCGGGUCCUUCAAGACCGACGGCAUGAUCGUUGUCCCCUGCUCCAUGAAGACCCUGGCCGCCAUCAACUCCGGCUUCUGCGAGGAUCUGAUCUCCCGGACUGCAGAUGUCAUGCUGAAGGAGCGCCGAAAGCUGGUACUUGUCGCCAGAGAAACUCCCUUGAGUGAUAUCCAUCUUCGCAAUAUGCUUUCUGUGUCGCAGGCUGGCGCUAUCAUUUUCCCGCCUGUACCAGCAUAUUAUAUCAAGGCAGCGUCUGUCGAUGAACUCGUGGAUCAGAGUGUUGGUCGCAUGUUGGAUCUGUUUGAUCUGGAUACCGCCGACUUUGCCAGAUGGGAGGGCUGGAAGAAGGACAACUGA